Drosophila kikkawai is the source of this 1263-nucleotide messenger RNA. RefSeq lists its product as uncharacterized. Lineage: Eukaryota; Metazoa; Arthropoda; Insecta; Diptera; Drosophilidae. The record is from RefSeq and is a predicted model, not a curated record.
CUGACCCGGCCUGGUCACACUGUUCUCACCUCAACUGAAAAGGCAGCCCGGAAUUAAACCCUACGAAAAUCAAAUAAUAUUAUUUCAAUUGCCAAAUUCCGGUGGCCAAUGCCAUGCCAUGUCCGUAAUUGCCAAAUAAACCGGACAGCCAUGCUGUUGGGCGUGCUACAGCAGCAACAGCAGCAGCAGCGGCGUUCGUAAGCAGCGUCAGACCGUCGCAGUCGCCGUCGCCGUCGGCGUCGCUGUCGAAGUCGCAGCCGAACCCAAAACAAAGUGAACGACGAAAAAAGGACAGUGAAAAUCCAGGAUAUUUGAACGAAUCCUGGCGACACAGCCACAGGAUGACACCCUUUGAUGACUUUGUCUAUCUGAUCAAUCACGUGCUGCUGGGCGAGGAGCCGACCAUCGAGGACUUCAUACUGCUGGUGGGCACCCUGGUGGCCUUCAUAGCCUUCAUCCUCUGGUGCUGCUUCCCCAUCCAGCCCAAGGAGCCCGGCCCGCAUCGCCAGUUCACAUGCAAAAUCAUCCAGAAUCCCAUCAAGGCCUUUGAUGCCUCCACCAGCACAGAUGAUCCGCCUGCCCAUGGUGCAGGAACAGCUGCUGGUGGUAGCUCCUCCUCCAGUUCCAAUAAUCUCCAAUAUAAUGGCAAUAGCAGCGGUUCAAGCGGUUCCAGCGGAAGUGGAAGUGGCAGCUAUAGCAAGAACGGCACGGUGGCCAUGCACAACUAUUAUGUUAAGAAUGGACACCAUUGUUGCACCUAAGAUAGGUCACUGUAAUACCCCCAUCCCCCCCCCCCCCACCACCAUCCUGCCCAGGCCCAAGGCCUAGCUGGCUGGCAAAAGUAAGGCAAACGCAGAUGAUAAAGGCUUUUUUUUUUAGCUUAGAAUCGCUUAGCGUUAACGUUUACGUUUAGGUUUAAACGUUUUACGUUAGCUUACGUUUGUUUUUUUUUUGUAUGUUUCCAAAAGCGCACAGCCAUCCAUAUGCGUAAAGGCAUAUCGAUUGGGUUUUGUGCCAAAAUUGGUAAGACAGGUUGUUAGAGGAGCAGCUGAAAGCUGCCACAAGGCAUAAGCAGGCACAUUUGAAUUGUAAUUGCUCAGACUGAUUUGUUUAAAGGGAAAGCAGGAGGAGAAAACUAUGAAAAAAAGGAGUGGAAAGGGAGUAGAAAAGAAAGAAAAAGGAGUAGAAAAUAAGGAAAAAGGAGUAGAAAAGGAGGAAAAAUGAGUAGAAAAAGUUUAAAAGGAGGGGAAAUGGAUGAAAAAG